Populus euphratica (Euphrates poplar) is the source of this 2059-nucleotide messenger RNA. Its product is annotated as probable mitochondrial adenine nucleotide transporter BTL3. The coding region runs from base 326 to 1630 and encodes 434 amino acids. The transcript has 4 exons. Gene Ontology annotation, biological process: transmembrane transport. The record is from RefSeq and is a predicted model, not a curated record. Lineage: Eukaryota; Viridiplantae; Streptophyta; Magnoliopsida; Malpighiales; Salicaceae.
GCCAAAGACGAAAGGAACGUCCACACUUGGGUAACAAAAACAAAACAAGACCGAUGCAACCUAUGUAACUGUGGCAAUUCAAGACAAACCCCACCCGCACACAGCAGAGCAUCGUCUCCUACGUUAUUCCCCUUGUCAUUUUCACAUCCCCAACAACAACUACAACAACAACAACAACAAGAGCAAAUCUAAUACUAUUCUCUCUUCCUCUUCAAGCUUCUCUUCAUUCCUUAAUCCUUAUAAACCAUUUCUCUUGCUGUUAGCAUCAUUCUUCUUCUUCUUGCUAAAUCUCUCUUCAGUCUUUCCUCCUUCAAGUCCCAUUAUAAUGUACGGUCAAGAUCAUCAUUUCUUUGCCUCUUUAUUCAAAGACAAAGAAUCUGAACUGCCGGAUCACCAACCCUUCAUUCUCGGGGGACUGUUCCUAGAUCAUAAAACCAUCUGUCCUCCUUCCUUUGUUUCUAUAGUUUCUUCAAAGAAGAAGGGAAACAAUGACAGUCAUUCCUAUUUGUCGAAAAGAACCUUGUUAAGGUUUGAGAAUAUGCGGCGGCUAGGUAGGAAAGGUGGGGUGUUUUUGUCUGUUAGCUUGUCAAUAAAGGGGGGAGAAGAAGAUGGAGAUGAAGGGAAUGUUGGGGAGUCAAUUGAGAGUUUGGGGCAAGAUGGGGUUGAGAAAAAUGUCGAGUUGGUGGAGGAGAAGGAGGUUGAAGUGAAGAGAUCUGGUACUUCAGCAGCUUUGAAUACAACUAAACAUCUAUGGGCUGGUGUUGUGGCUGCUAUGGUUUCAAGGACUUUUGUAGCACCUCUUGAGAGGCUGAAGCUGGAGUACAUAGUUCGCGGUGAACAGAAGAAUCUUUUUGAGGUCAUCAAGGCAAUUGCGGUGACACAAGGGUUGAAAGGUUUCUGGAAGGGAAACUUUGUCAAUAUUCUUCGCACUGCUCCAUUUAAGUCCAUCAAUUUCUAUGCUUAUGAUACAUACAGAAAUCAGCUUCUAAAAUUGUCUGGGAAUGAGGAAACCACAAAUUUUGAGAGGUUCCUUUCUGGUGCUGCUGCUGGAAUUACUGCUACUUUGCUUUGCUUGCCGAUGGACACUAUAAGAACGAAGAUGGUUGCACCUGGUGGGGAAGUUUUGGGUGGUGUAAUUGGCACUUUCCACCACAUGAUCCAGACAGAAGGUUUCUUUUCUCUUUAUAAGGGUUUACUACCCUCGUUAGUGGCAAUGGCUCCUUCAGGUGCUGUUUACUAUGGUGUUUAUGAUAUGCUAAAAUCAGCUUAUCUUCACUCACCGGAAGGAAUGAAGAGAAUUCAGAACAUCAAACAAGAAGGUCAGGAAUUGAAUGCAUUGGAACAGCUGGAGUUGGGUACCAUGAGAACAUUGCUUUAUGGGGCAAUUGCUGGUUGUUGCUCUGAAGCUGCUACAUAUCCAUUUGAAGUUGUGCGGAGACAGCUUCAAAUGCAAGUCCGAGCAACAAAGAUGAGUGCAUUGGCAACUUGCAUAAAGAUAGUUGAGCAAGGAGGAAUUCCUGCUCUUUAUGCAGGUUUAAUUCCCAGCUUAUUGCAGGUUUUACCAUCAGCUGCAAUAAGUUACUUUGUAUACGAGUUCAUGAAGAUAGUGCUCAAAGUCGAGUCAACAUAGACAAAGCCUUGGAGGGGGCUGAUGUUUCUGAAGUUCAUGGUGUCUCAAGUGGUGUUUUCUGGGACCCUUUGGACGAUUCUAAUAUACCGUGUGUACUGUUUUUUCCAACAGAACUGAGGGAAAAUAACCCUCCAUUGGUUUCCAGCCUUUCCCUGGCAUUUUUAUAAGGAGAAGUGAAAGGAAAAAUCUGAGUUUAGUAUAAAAGAAAAUGGGAGAGAAAAGGGCAUUGAAUGCACAUUUACUUGCAAGUUAAAAGCUCUGUCCAUGUUGCAUAGGAAAUAGAAAUCAAUCUUGUAAUUGUUGCUGACUUUUCAUGGAUUGUCAAUUGCAAUCACCGGAAUCGAAAGUUGAAACCCUCUGUUGAGAAGUAGAGAGUUGAACGCAUUUCAGUUGACUUUUGAAAUAAAGAAAACUUAUCCAAUCUGACAA